AUGAUUAUUUACAAGGACAUCUUCACCGGAGACGAGUUGUUCUCCGACACCUUCAACAUCAAGGAGGUCGACGGUGUCCUGUGGGAGGCCGACUGCCGCAAGUACGUCAAGGGGAAGGAGACCUUCCAGCUCGAGGGUGCCAACCCCUCUGCCGAGGGUGAAGAUGACGAUGGCGGCGACGCCGAAGGUCCGCAGCAGAUGGUCUACGACAUCGAGGACCAGUUCCGUCUCGUCUGGCUCAAGCAGGAGGAGGGCAUGAAGCCGUCCAAGGAUGCUUUCAAGGCUCACCUGAAGACUUACGUCAAGAACCUCAACAACAAGCUCAAGGAGAAGGGUGCCAGCGAGGAGACCAUCAAGGAGUUCCAGGCCGGUGCCACCAAUGCCGUCAAGAAGAUCCUCGCCAACUACGACAACUACGACGUGCUGAUGGGCUCGUCCAUGGACGGCAACGCCAUGCACGUCCUGAUUGACUACCGUGAGGACGGCAUUACUCCGUAUGCCACUCUGUGGAAGCACGGUCUGGAGGAGAUGAAGGUCUAA
Molecule: messenger RNA, 540 nt
Organism: Rasamsonia emersonii CBS 393.64
Lineage: Eukaryota; Fungi; Ascomycota; Eurotiomycetes; Eurotiales; Trichocomaceae
Product: TCTP family protein
Exons: 3
Coding region: 1-540 (179 amino acids)
Cellular component (GO): cytoplasm
Molecular function (GO): calcium ion binding
Source: RefSeq, a predicted model, not a curated record